Messenger RNA from Anolis sagrei ordinatus, 753 nucleotides. NCBI's taxonomy places the organism in Eukaryota, Metazoa, Chordata, Lepidosauria, Squamata, Anolidae. The record is from RefSeq and is a predicted model, not a curated record.
UCCCUGAUCCUUGUUUUCGCUCCUUCCUGCAGGGCCCUGCGGAGCCAGGCAAAGAUGUUGCGGGAGCGGCGUAUCCAGAAGCAGAUGGAGCCACGAGGCCCUCCCCAGCGCACCCUGACCCGCCAGGCCAUGGAGCAGAUCCGGUUCCUUUCGCAGGAGUCGCCGGAGGAGUGGCCCGUGGAACGCCUAGCCCGCGGCUUUCAGGUGCCGCCUGACGUCAUCACCCGCGUCCUCCGCAGCCGCUUCCAGCCCUCGCCUCCACGCGCCACCAAGCAGGACGCCGUGGUCACAGCCGCCAUCACCCAGAAGAGCGAGCCCGCACGCAAAGAGCCACAGAAAGGCAGGGAGGUUUUUGACGCCAUGGGGAACCUGCUCUACCGCAUCCCCGAAGGGAGCUCCCCGCCCCUUUUGGCCCUCGGUUCCGGGAGAAAGGCCCGUCCCAAGUAGCCCUUGGAGGUGAAAAGCAAGGACAGGUGUAGGAUGGAACCGGAAUCUGGACCUGCAAAUGUCCAGAGUUUGGUGAUGAUGGCAGAACCUUCAUAGGAGUUGACAGCGCUCACGAGAGAUUUGUGGAAACGUCUUUAGUGCCAGGUUCCUACAUUACAGCAAAGUUGUGACUAAAGAAAAGGCGGGCACGCUCCACCCCCCUCAGUUCACGGAAAUUCUUCAUGUAGCCUCUAGUUCCAGUCUGAGCUGGUUUGUAUUAUCAGCCAAGACUACUAGGCCCAAAUUAUCAGUCUGUUUCCCAUGCAU